Molecule: messenger RNA, 13383 nt
Organism: Salvelinus fontinalis (brook trout)
Lineage: Eukaryota; Metazoa; Chordata; Actinopteri; Salmoniformes; Salmonidae
Product: synapse differentiation-inducing gene protein 1-like
Exons: 4
Coding region: 8224-9069 (281 amino acids)
Biological process (GO): positive regulation of synapse assembly; synaptic vesicle clustering
Cellular component (GO): excitatory synapse; synaptic vesicle membrane; postsynaptic density membrane
Source: RefSeq, a predicted model, not a curated record
AUUGGUACCUUCACACUCACCCAGCACUAGAUUGAUAGCGGGUAAGGUCUGAAAUGCUGCUAUUUGACACUUUUACACACAAAGCACAGUGCAGCUGCCUUCACUUCACAAGUAAGAACUGUGGUAGCUGUAGCCGGUGGUGUGUGUCUGUCUGUAUGCCGCACGUGUUCCCCGCUGUAUUCAUCCCAUCUGAGCAGAAGAUAGAAUGCAACACCCCCUUUGCAGGCACACAAAAUACAAAUGUCAUUGAUGUUUUUCUUCAGGGUGGACAUCGGACUAUUGAGGCUUUGGCUAAACACUUUUUGUUAGACUAGGUGGAGACAGAGUCCUGGAUAGAUUUAUAUGGGAUAGCCUGUAGAGAAUUCCUACUGUAAGGGAAGGAUCGCUGACGGAUUGUUAAACCCUCGGUCCACUUAUGUUUCCGACGGGAUCUAGUCUACUCGCCGCAGAACGCGCUUUCACGUUGGAAGGUAAGUUUGUGUGAAUGUCUUGCCAGUCAGAUCACGAACUUGCAGGUUACAGCAACAAUUGAUUGCACCAAGAUGACACCAGCGCAUAACCGAAUAACACUGUCUUCGUAAAUUAUUCGCAAUGCAAAUAGUGUAUCGUACAUUUGUCAAGUUUUCUAGAAGAGACUGCGGAGAACACAAGCAAGCUAAUAAAUGUUAUUUUCAGUGAUUCGUUUUGGGUGAUUCUGGUGAAUUAUAAAACGAUAAAGGGUAUGCAUGUAGACUACUAGUUAAAAAAAAAAAAUUAUAUAUAUAUAUGUGUCACUAACAAACAUUGCCGCAUCUCCGCGUGGGCCAUUGGGCCAUAGCCUAUAAGGCAAUUUUUUCUUUCUUUAUAGAGUGAGCUGUUUGGGAACUGUUCCGUACUCAUUACAAACACGGUAAAUAAAGGACCUUGAAUGACAACUCCAUGGACAACUCCUCCGUUCACCCGGAGACUUCGUGCAAUUAUUUUGAUCCGCCGCUGACCACGUUUUAGCCUACUUCUCUGUUUACAUUGUGUCAUAGGUAGUCUAUGAAUUACAGUGUAGGCCAGGGCUCUUCGACCCUGUUCCUGGAGAGCUACCGUCCUGUAGGUUUUCGCUCCAACCCGAAUCUAGCACGCUUGAAUCAGGUUAGUUCAGCGUUUUUCAAACUCUGGGCUGGAGACCCCAAGGGGUGCACGUUUGGGGUUUUGCCCAAGUACUACACAGUUGAUUCAAAUAAUAAAAGCUUGAUGAUUAUUUGAAUCAGCUUAGUAGUGCUACGGCAAAACAAAAUGCGCACCGAGUUUGGGAAACGUUGGGUUAGUUAAGUCUGGGGUUGGAUUGAAAACCUAUAGGAGGGUAACUCUUCAGGGACAGGGUUGGAGAGCCCUGCCCUACACUGUAAUUCAUUAAACUGAACUGGAUUCCUUUACUUUACCAGAAUUGCAAUCCAGUGCAUGCACCUUUUAUGGAAUUAAAAUUCUAGGAAAUUGUGCAACCCGUAGGCGCGCUAUGUUACCCGUUGCACACAACCCACAAACUAAGAGUGCAUUCAGAAAGUGUUCAGACCGCUUUCCUUUUUUAUUUAUUUUAUUUUAUUUUUAAUGUAUUUUUUUACAUUACAGCCUUAUUCUAAAUAGAUUCAAUUAUUUUAUUCCCUCAAUAUACACACAAUACCCCAUAACGACAGCGAAAACAGGUUUUUAGAAAUUUUAGCAAAUGUAUUUGUUUAUAUUUUGAAUAUGUUAUUUACGGAACUAUUCAGAUCCAUUGCAAUGAGACUCGACAUUGUGCUCAUGUAACAGUAUAACUUUAGUCCUCGCCCCGACCCGGGCGCGAACCAGGGACCCUCUGCACACAUCAACAACAGUCACCCACGAAGCAUCGUUACCCAUCGCUCCACAAAAGCCGCGGCCCUUGCAGAGCAAGGGGAACCACUACUUCAAGGUCUCAGAGCAAGUGACGUCACCGAUUGAAAGGCUAUUAGCGCGCACCACCGCUAACUAGUUAGCCAUUUCACAUCUGUUACACUCAGGUGCAUCCUGUUUACACUGAUAAUCCUUUAGACGUGUCUACAUGAUUGGAGUCCACCUGUGGUAAUUUCAAAUGAUUGGACAUGAUUUAGAAAGGCACACACCUAUCUAUAUAAGGUUCCACUGUUGACAGUGCAUGUCAGAGCAAAAACCAAGCCAUGAGGUUGAAGGAAUUGUCCGUAGAGAUCCAAGACAGGAUUGUGUCGAGGUACAGAUCAGAGGAAGGGUACCAAAAAUAUUUCUGCAGCAUUGAAAGUCCCCAAGACAAGUCCCCCAUAAUUCUUAAAUGGAAGAAGUUUGGAACCACCAAGACUCUUCCUAGAGCUGGCCGCUGGGUCAAACUGAGCAAUCGGGGGAGAAGGGCCUUGGUCAGGGAGGUGACCAAAAACCCAAUGGUCACUCUGACAGAGCUCCAGAGUUCCUCUGUGGAGAUGAGCACUUUCCAGAAGGACAACCAUCUCUGCAGCACUCCAACAAUCAGGCCUGGUCUUAUGAAACCAAGAUUAAGCUAUUUGGCCUGAAUGUCAGGCGUCACGUCUGGAGGAAACCUGGCACCAUCCCUACAGUGAAGCGUGGUGGUGGCAGCAUCAUGUUGUGUGGAUGUUUUUUAGUGGCAGGGUCUGGGAGACUAGUCAGGAUCGAAGGAAAGAUGAAUGGAGCAAACUACAGAAAGAUCCUUGAUGGAAAACCUGCUCAGGAACUCAGACUGGGGCGAAGGUUCACCAUCCAACAUGCGACCCUAAGAAUACAGCCAAGACAACGCAGGAGUGACUUUGGGACACGUCUUUGAGUGGCCCAGCCAGAGCUCGGACUUGAACCCGAUCGAACAUCUCUGGAGGGACCUGAAAAUAGCUGUGCAGCGACGCUCCCCAUCCAACCUGACAGAGCUUGAGUGGAUCUGCAGAGAAGAAUGGGAGAAACUUCCCAAAUAUGGGUGUGCAAAGCUUGUAGUGUCAUACCCAAGAAGACUCGAGGCUGUAAUCGUUGCCAAAGGUGCUUCAAUAAAGUUCUGGGUCUGAAUACUUACACUACAGUUGAAAAGUUUGGGGUCAAUUAGAUAUUUCCUUGUUUUUUAAAGAAAAGCAAAAAAAUAUAUAUAUAUUAAAAUAACAUCAAAUUGAUAAGAAGUACAGUGUAGACAUUGUUAAUUUUUAUGGAAUAUCUACAUAGGUGUGCAGAGGCCCAUUAUCAGCAACCAUCACUCCUGUGUUCCUAUGGCAUGUUGUGUUAGCUGAUCCAAGUUGAUCAUUUUAAAAGGCGAAUUGAUCAUUAGAAAGCCCUUUUGCAAUUAUGUUAACACGGCUGAAAACUGUUGUGCUCAUUAAAGAAGAAAUAAACUGGCCUUCUUUAGACUAGUUGAGUAUCUGGAGCAUCAGCGUUUGUGGGUUUGAUUACAGGCCUAAAAUGUCCAGAAACAAAGAUCUUUCUUUUGAAACUCAUCAGUCUAUUCUUGUUCUGAGAAAUGAAGGCUUUUCCAUGUGAGAAAUUGCUAAGAAACUGAAGAUCUCGUACAACGCUGUGUACUACUCCCUUCACAGUACAGCGCAAACUGGCUCUCACCAGAAAAAGGAGGGGGAGGCCCCGGUGCACAACUGAGCAAGUGGACAAGUACAUUAGAGCGUCUAGUUUGAGAAACAGAAGCCUCACAAGUCCUCAACUGGCAGCUUCAUUAAAGCGUGCCUGCAAUUCCCAUCCAACCUGACAGCUUGAGAGGAUCAACAAAUACAGGUGUGCCAAGCUUGUAGCGUCGUAACCAACAAGACUCGAUGCUGUAAUCGCUGCCAAAGGGGCAGAGUAAGUAAAGGGUCUGAAUACUUAUGUAGAUGUGAUAUUUCAUUUUUAUGUUUUAUAAUUGAGCAAACAUUUCUAAACCUGUUAUUGUGUGUAGAUUGAUUGGGGGGGACAAUUUAAUCAAUUUUAAAAUAAGGCUGUAACGUAACAAAAUGUGGAAAAAGUCAAGGGGUCUGAAUACUUUCCCGAAUGCACUGUAUAUUGCUUUCAUGGGAAGUUAGGAUAGCCUAUCAGUCGACAACUUAACGUUUAUGUUUUAAAAUGAGUGUUAUCUGGCCUGAUUGAUUACUUCCUUCCCAUUGUCAUCUCUUGUAACCAAUAUGUGAUACCGUUGUGUUAGGUGACGUUGUAACCGUUCAGAUUUAUAGGCUAUAGCCCCCAGUUCCCACUGCAUUUUUUUCAUUGUUCCCCUCUAAUCAGGGACUGAAAAGUGCGGUAAGAGCUGGCAGACGCAACACCUGUGAAAAAGCCAUGCGAAAAUGUGAUUAACAUGACAUGGCAGGACUAUAGCCUAACAACUGACUAUAAUGAUUUCUGUCAAACCUACUGAAAUUCAUAUUUUACAACUUCAUAUUCUUUACAUGGAAUCCGACCUCCAACAAAACUGUCAUUGGACUUUAGGGGAAAAUAAUAUAAAAAUAAAAAAAGUUUACAUUGUAUUUUAGUGUUGAGAGGUGGGACUGAUUGUCACUUCACAUUCUCACUUCAUUGAUUUAGAUUCUUGUCAAGAUGGAGCUAUAGUCCCUUUCAAAGUGGCCAAUCUAUACUGAACAAAAAUAUAACGCAAAUAAAUUCAUUAUGCCCUAAUCUAUGGAUUUCACCUGACUGGGAAUGCAUACAGUAUAUGCAUCUGUUGGUCACAGAUGCCUUUAAAAAACAAACAGGCAUGGAUCAGAAAACCAGUCCGUAUCUGGUAUGAUAUGACCACCAUUUGCCUCAUGCAGCGCGAUACAUCUCCAUUGCAUAGAGUUCAUUGUGGAAUGUUGUCCCACUCUUCUUCAAUGGCUGUGCGAAGUGGCUGGAUAUUGGCAGAAACUGGAACAUGCUGUCGUACACGCCAGUCAAGAGCAUCCCAUACAUGCUCAAUGGGUGACAUGUCUGGUGAGUAUGCAGGCCAUGGAAGAACUGGGACAUUUUCAGCUUCCAGGAAAUGUGUACAGAUCCUUUCGGGAAUGAGGGGCCGUGCAUUAUCAUCUACUUCCGGAGCCGACCGAGAUGGCCGCCUCGCUUCGCACAAGCAUUUCGCUACACUCGCAUUAACAUCUGCUAACCAUGUGUAUGUGACAAAUACAAUUUGAUUUGAUUUUAUCAUGCCAUAAUAUGAGGCGAUGGAGGCGGAUAAAUGGCACAACAAUGGGCCUCAGGAUCUUGUCACGGUAUCUCCGUGCAUUCAAAUUGUGACGACCCUCCCACUCUGUCUGCUGUAUUCUUUCUCUUUGCUCUUGUUUUACUUAUUAGGAUGUUCGGCGGGAGGAGCUGGGUGAGUCGUCAGCGAGAUGGGGACACACCUGGGCUCGGGUGUGUCCCGGGAUAAAUACACCUCUUCCCCAUUCAUUGAGGAGACUCUCUCCAUGCAGACACACUGUUAUAUUUUGGUUAUGGCAUUUUUGUGGCUGUUUACUUUGGCACCUUUCAACACCCAUCAUAAUCACAUUUUAUGCAUGCAACCAGUCACUUACACUACUGAUUACAGACUACACACACCAUUGUCAAUUGUAUUCACGUUACCUCAGAUAAUAAAUAUGUUUUUGUUAUUCCUUAUCUCCACGUUGUCUCCCUUUUUGUUACGGACUUGGAGCCGGUUCGUGACAAGUGGGGGCUCAUCCGGGAUCUUGCAGGUAUGGUGUUUGGGAGAAAACGUGGAGUUAAUGUUUAUCUCUGUUGGUGCUUUGUUUGCAUCUUUUGUUACAGCUUUUUUGAGUUGUAACGUUUGGUGCUCAGUACUGGUUGCCUUUGUUUGUUUGGUAAACUUGACAUUGCGGUGGAUAGUUGGUUGUGUGCUGCAUUGGAGAGAGUAUAUUGGUUAGUUUCCAGGCCCCUUCCCAGGCUGGAGACUCUUGCUCUACUCGCUGUUGGGACAGUGGUCAGAGGAAGUGAGUACAAUCGGCUGUGUACCUCAGUGGGAGAUUUGGGUAGGGUAGUGACACUUGCUACCUGAAGCUAUAGCCUUUCUCUUUCCCCUGUUAGGCUUAGCAACGGAAUACGUUGGGCAUGGUUUCACUAUGGAAUACGUUGGGCAUGGUUUCACUAUGGAAUACGUUGGGCAUGGUUAUUUUGUUUGUUAUUUUUGUGUGGUGUCCGUGAACUGAGCAGUUGUCUCGGGGGCACAUUCGUGGCUUGGAGGGAAUCUGCCAGCGUGCUGUUUUUUUUAUUUAUUUUUUUAACCUUGCCAGCGGGCUACAGUGCGUAAUUACUCACCACAAAUCCGCACGAAGACUAGGGUUGAGUUAUUGUGGGGUUUGGGCAAUCUCCAUAUAUAUCUCAUCUCUCUUCUGUGGUGCCCAGUGUGAUUGGCAUUUCUCUUGUUGUGGUCCGGUCUGGUGUGCUCAGUGGAGGGGAAGAGCGAGAUGUUUUUUGUUUUUGUUGUAUUUACUUGUGACUAUGGCGUCUAAUGUAGACAAGUUCAUUCGCUUUCCAUCAGAGGAACUGUUUGAAUUAUGUACUAAAGAACAGCUGUUGAAGAUCGCUGAACACUACAAGAUUGAAAUUAGUGAUAAAUGUCAAAAUAAUUCUGUUAUGUUGAUAUUGAAAGCCAAUCUGAUUGAGAGUGGUAUUCUUGAAGUUAACACUGGGGCAGCCUCUGCCGAGGACUCGCCACCUCCCCAGCCGUCUCCCCGUUUCGUUACAAUGGCCGCCCCAUCUGUUAGACUUAGUGGUCUGUCUUUUGAACAACAGAAGGAACUGCUUCUGUUACAACUAGAGCAUGGUCAUGUAAAGUGUGAAAAGGAAUUGGCAUUUACACAGGAUUUGGAGCAUGCAAAAAUCAAGUUGCAACAAGAGCGGCUACAGUUGGUUAGGGAAGGAAAGCUCUCAGGUGAGAGUUUCCUCUGGGAAGGUGACCCAGAUUUACCUAGGGGUUGCUCCUCUCUCGGUCAUGCCCCUGACUCAUUUGAUAUUGUUGGAAACUUAAGGUUGUUGCCAAAAUUUAAUGAGAAGGACCCUGAGACGUUCUUUUCGUUGGAGCUUAUUGCUGACGUUCUCUCUCGUGCGCCCUGUUUCUGAAUGUCUACGUGCCUGACCAUUGUUUAUUUUGUUUGGUAUUGUUCUGUUCUGUCGCUCCUGUCCGCUCCUUCUGGUCUCGUUUUCUUCUUUCCUCUUAAAGGUUGCUUCCUGUGCGCAAAGGUUGCUGAAGUCUGUGGAGGACGAGGUUGGCUGGGGCAAGUGGAAGUGUGAACACAUGGAUUUGGGACGCUGGUUGGGUCAAUUUGGGAUGCAGGCUGGGUCUUCUGCUAGUAUCCAUCCAGGGCAGUAUUUUGUUUGUGUGACGACUCUCCCACUCUGUCUGCCGUAUUCUUUCUCUUUGCUCUUGUUUUCCUUAUUAGGAUGUCGGCGGGCGGAGCUGGGAGGGUUGUCAGCGACAUGGGACACCUGGGCCCGGGUGUGUCCCGGGAUAAAUUCACCUCUUCCCCAUUCAUUGAGGAGACUCUCUCCAUGCAUGGCAUUUUUGUGGCCGUUUUGUUUGUUUGCUUUUGCACCUUUCAACACCCAUCAUUAUCACAUUUGUGCACGCAACCACUCACUUACACCUACAGAUUACUGACUACACACACCAUUGUUAAUUGUAUUUACGUUACCUCAGUUAAUAAACAUAUUUUUGUUAUUCCUUAUCUCCACGUUGUCUCCCUUUUUGUUACGGACUGUGAGCCGGUUUGUGACAAAAUAUAAAAUGCAAUUGUGCUCGUUGUCUGUAGCUGAUGCCUGCCCAUACCAUAACCCCACUGACACCAUGGGGCACUCUGUUCUCAAUGUUAACAUCAGUAAACCGCUCGCCCGACACAAUGCCAUACACGCUGUCUACCAGCUGCCCGGUAAAGUCGAAACCGGGAUUCAUCUGUGAAGAGCACUUAUCCAGUGUGCCAGUGGCCAUCGAAGUUGAGCAUUUGUCCACUGAAGUCGGCUAUGACGCCAAACUGCAGUCAGGUCAAGACCCUGGUGAAGACCAAGAGCACGCAGAUGAGCUUUCCAGAGACUUUUUCUGACAGUUUGUGUUCUUCUGUUGUGCAAACCCACAGUUUCAUCAGCUGUCCAGAUGGCUGGUCUCAGACGAUCCCACAGGUGAAGAAGACAGAUGUGGAGGUCCUAGGCUGGCGUGGUUACUUGAGAGUGCAGCCUACCAUCCCAUGCCUUCCCCAACCCAAGGCCCCUAUGAGAGAGACCUUUAAAGAGGAGGGGAUUUGACCAAACAAUCCAGCUCUGUAAGUCAGGAUGGAGGGUGGACAGGGAGCAGGGUCGUGCUCCAGCCAGGCUGUGGAGGCUGAGUACCCCACCCAGGGGACAACUUCUCCAGCCAGCGGAGGAGGGGAUGCAGGGCUGAGCUCUUGCAAGCACAACGGACUGAUCAAUACACGCAGCUUGAUGGUGGAGACUGAAGGGCUGGUGUCGGUGUACUCGGCCCCCAAAUACCAGGGUCACAUGGUGGUCAACCUAUCCCCCCAGCAGGAGCAGAAUGGCCGGGGAGUGGGUGGAGGAGGGGGACACCCACAGCUGCUCAACCCCAGCGCUCUACCCCAGGGCAUGGACCCAUGCUUCAGGCCCGACCUGAUCCUGUACUCUGAGAACACGCUGCGGGCCUGGGGCGAUGGAGGAGUCGGGGAUUGCUGUGAGACCACCUUCAUAGAGGACUUGGCAUCCGGUUCCUCUGCCGGCUCCAAGGAUACGCUGAUGUUUGCCGAUGGCAAGUUCCUGGACAUGUCUGUGGAGGAUGCAAAGAUCCAGACCCUGUCCUAUGAUGAUGAUGAGUUCCAGGACCUGGAGAGCGAGUACUCGAGCGACUCAGAGAGUGAAGACAACUUUCUCAUGAUGCCACCGAGGGACCACUUGGGCCUGAGCGUCUUCUCCAUGCUGUGUUGCUUCUGGCCCUUGGGGAUCGCUGCCUUCUACCUGUCCCAUGAGACGAACAAGGCGGUGUCUAAGGGGGACUUACACUUGGCCAGCUCCAGCUCCAGACGUGCCCUCUUCCUGGCUGUGCUGUCAAUCACCAUCGGCACAGGCAUAUAUGUGGGCGUGGCUGUCGCGCUAAUCGCAUACCUCUCCAAGAACCACCACUUGUAGCCUUGCCCUGCCCCCACUGCACUGUACUGACUGCACUGGGGGUAUGGUUCACUUGGGAGCAAUUGAACAAUGGAAUAUGGGCCUGCAAACUAUGGGACUAUCAGGAUGGACAGAACCUGGCCAUAUGGUUGACACAAUUCGUGAGCUCUAACAUGAGGUUCCUGAUAUGGAUAAUGGUAUUUUAACGGUCAAGUUAUUCUCUCAUUUUGACCAAGAAAAACUGGAGACUCUUAGUCGUUCCAUACACGACUGAUUGUCACGAUCGUGUGGCGGAUUAACGGACCAAAAUGCAGCAGUUGGAAAAUAUGCCAUCUUCUUUUAUUUUUAACACGAAGAUGAACACGACACAAAAACACUUUAACAAAACAACAAAAUAACAAAACGACCGUGAAGCUACAAACGUUGUGCACAAACAUACAGGCUACUAACGUUCUUACAUAGACAAUUACCCACAACCAAUGAGAGCCUAUGGCUACCCUAAAUAAGGCUCCCAAUCAGAGACAACCGAAAUCAGCUGUCUCUAAUUGGGAACUCAUUCAGGUAACCAUAGACUCUCCUAGAUAACUAACCAACAUAGACAACACUAGACAUAUACACUCAACACAAAACCAUCUACUACACCCCAUAACCCCUUUACCAAAUAAACACCCAAAACCAACAAAACAUAAACAUUACCCAUGUCACACCCUGACCUAACUAAAAUAAUAAAGAAAACAAAGAAUAAUAAGGCCAGGGCGUGACACUGAUUUUCUUAUUUAGAUGUUUAAAAUUGGUUUGAGUUUUACCAACGAAAAACACAGCCUGUGAGAGGUCAAACCAACAUGCACUAAAUAUUACCUGUACCAAGAGCAUACUGUACGUUUACGGGGCAUGUUCAAUGCUCAGUUAACGGUGAGUUGUGGAUGUCCAGCUACAUUCACCACACUAUCAGUCACAUUUGGCAGCUCCUGUCGGGGAUAAAAGGGCUGCUAAAGAUGUCACUCGUCCAUACAUUCAACCUGUAUACAUUUAUUCUACGUCACAUUGAAUUGAUCCGUGGCUGUCACAUAGUGCAGCUCAACUGGAUCAUUUCUCGGGUGAAUACUACAAGUCCUAUAAAGUAAUGUGAUGGUUUAUAUACAGUGCCUACAGAAAGUAUUCACACCGCUUGAUUACAGCCUGAAUUUAAAAGGGAUUAAAUUGAGGUUUUCAUUAUCACUGGACUACACACAAUAACCCAUAAUGUCAAAGUGGAAUUAUGUUUUUGGAAAUUUUAACAAAUUCAUAAAAAAAUUCAAAGCUGAAAUGUCUUCAGUCAAUAAGCAUUCUACCCUUUUUUGUCAUGGCAAGCCUAAAUAAGUUAAGGAGUAAAAAUGUGCUCCAAUAAUACGUUUCAUGGACCGUGUGCAAUAAUAGUGUUUAGCAUGAUUUUUUAUGACUACCUCAUCUCUGUACACCACACUUAAAAUUAUCUGUGAGGGGGGGGCAGCAGACAUUGAAUAUCCCUUUGAGCAUGCUGAAGUUAUUAAUUACACUCUGGAUGGUGUAUCAAUACACCCAGUCACUACAAAGAUACAGGCCACCUUCCCCACGCUUGUGGGGUAUUGUGUGUACAUGGGUGAGAAAGAAAAUCUAUUGAAUCCAUUUUGAUUUCAGGCUGUGUAACAACAAAAUGUGGAAUAAGCCGAGGGGCAUGAAUACUUUCUGAAGGCACUGUACAUUAAAGUGCCACUGCACUCCAAUACAGUAUCUUGGUGGCCCUAUUAUCUCAAGGGAGAACUGAUGUCUCCUCGCAGCACAAUGUCUUUUAACACAAGCUUCACACCUGAAAUGUGGAGCUUUUGUUGUAACCCUACGACGGCAUGCUUUUGUGUUCCGUCAGGGAUAGAACGUGCACAGGCUGCAGCUCCCCAACAGAACCAGCAUACACAGAGAUACAGUACCUCAAUGUUGAUAGGCACAAAUAAUGGGGGGGGGGGGGGGGGGGGGGGGGGGCAGAUGAGUCCUUGGAGGCAGAAGCCAUGCUGUAAAUACCUCUAUGCUUUUUGUUUAUAAACAUACUGGAAUUGAUGUGAUCAUUUUUUUUUUGCAAUCUUUUUUUUCUCCUGCUGUAUACUGCUACUAUGUCAACUGUCAAUGUUUUGGAGACUCAUUGGAGAGUCAGUGUUUGAGAUACAAGUGCUUGCAAAUGAAAUGUAGUGUUAUGUCUGACGUGCCUGUGGUUUCACAAUCUGACUUUGGUUGGUUCAGCUGCAACGUUAUUAAAAUGAUUGUAUUUUUUCUUCAUGCACAAUAGCUUUGCUUAUUACAACAUAUACAGUAUUACCACAUUAAAUAAUCUGGUCAAAAUGUUUUACAGGUUAGGCUAUUUUGUUGCAUAUGCUGUACAUUAUAAAAUAUGUAAAAAAAUAUAUAUAAUAUGCACAACGUAAAGGCUUCUAAAAAAACAAAUAUUACUUGAACACACAAAAAAUGAUUAAGUGUUUAUUGAAAUCAGCACAGACCUAAAUGAUGGACACUGCUCAAGCAUCAGGUUUCCCCACUCACUCCUUCCCUAUCCUCACCUCCACUGCACAUACUAGUACAACUCUAUUACAUUCAGCCUUUCCCCAAGAAUGACUAAUGACCUGCACGCACUGCAUAUUUCAUGGCAGCAGAAACCUCUCGCUGCCUGUCAAAUAUUAGCUUGCCAAGCGCCCAGACGAUUCAUCCAUUUUACAUGACAUUGAGGGCGCCGUAGUAGUUAGCGCGGCUCUAAGUGCAUGCCAAGACUUCCAUGUCAGAUAGGUGGGUUGGGAGAGGGUGGGAUUUAGUUGUAUCAUAUCUAUAUGUGACAUGAGAGAGACUCAGUGAUAAAGGCCUAUUGUAUUGUAGGUUGUAGGUUUUUAAGUGCUGAAUGCCUUUCAUGCCUUUUCUAUGAAUCCUCAGUGGGUCUGAUCCAGGUGCUUUACACUGUGUGUCCUGGGCUAACCACUGGGAGAAUAGACACACCUGCUCAGUGAAUCCCGGGGACCAGGCUGAUUCAUACCAAUAGGCUAUAAGACUCUGAGUCACAGGGGCUGGAAACCCAGCAGAGGCAAUUACAACAGCUAGGCUGUAAAUGCAAGGAUUUUGAUGGUAAAGAAGAUAUCUACCACCUAACGUUUAUGGCUAUAGACAGGGUUGGGGAGUAACUGAUUACAUGUAAUCUGAUUACAAAAAAAACGAAUUUACAUUAGCAGCAAAUGUUUUACAAAUCAGAUUACAGAUACUUUUGAAAAACUACACUAAACAUAAAUAUAAACACAUGUAAAGUCCCAUGUUUCAUGAGCUGAAAUAAAAGAACCCAGAAGCACAAAAAGCUUAUUUCUCUCAAAUUUUAUGCACACAUUUGUUUACAUCCCUCUUAGUGAGCGUUUCUCCUUUGCCAAGAUAAUCCAUCCACCUGACAAGUGUGGCAUAUCAAGAAGCUGAUUAAACAGCAUGAUCAUUACACAAGUGCACCUUGUGAUGGGGACAAUAAAAGGCCACUCUAAAAUGUGCAGUUUUGUCACACAACGCCACAGAUUUCUCAAGUUUUGAGGGAGCGUGCAAUUGGCUGUUCAUUUCUCUACCAUAAGCCACCUCCAGCGUUGUUUUAGAGAAUUUGGCAGUACGUCCAACCGGCCUCCAAACUGCAGACGCGUCAUGUGGGCGAGCGGUUUGCUGAUGUCAAUGUUGUGAACAGAGUGCCCAGUGGUGGCAGUGGGGUUUUGGUACGAGCAGGCAUAAAUUACGAACAAUUAACACAAUUGCAUUUUAUUGAUGGCUAUUUGAAUGCACUGUGACGAGAUCCGUGAGAUACCUUGACGAGAUCCUGAGGCCCAUUGUCGUGCCAUUCAUUCGCCACCAUCACCUCAUGUUUCAGCACAGCCCCAUGUCGCAAGGAUCUAUCUGUACACAAUUCCUGGAAAUUGAAAAUGUCCCAGUUAUUCCAUGGCCUGCAUACUCACCAGUCAUAUCAAAUGUCACACGUCAGCAUUUUUGGGAUGCUCUGGAUCGACGUGUACGACAGCGUGUUCCAGUUCCUGACAACAUUCCACAGGCCACAUUCAACAGCCUGAUCAACUCUAUGCGAAGGAGAUGUCGGGCUGCAUGAGGCAAAUGGUGGUCACACCAGAUACUGAUCCACAUCCACUGAUUUUCUGAUCCACACCCCUACCUUUUUUAAAAAGGUAUCUGUGACCAACAGACGCAUAUCUUUAUUCCCAGUCAUGUGAAAUCCAUAGAUUAGGGUCUAAUUACUUUAUUUCAAUUGACUGAUUUCCUUAUAUGAACCCUAUCUCAAUAAAAUCUUUGAAUAUGUUGCAUGUUGAA